AUGGCCGACGCCAUGAUGAGCGCCGCUCCACCGUCUGAUGCCUCACCGGAAGACCUGAUGAACACAAUGAAUCAACUAAAACGCAUGAUUGAGAGCAUGCGAGAGAGGGGCCCGGAGGAGGGCCCGCCACUCUCCUAUCUGCCUUCCAUGAGUCAAGACGGUGCCUCCGCAUCUGCCGGGUAUGAAAAUCAUGGCCAGGAGAUAGAAUAUCUUCGAAGAGAGGCGGAGACGCGUAAGAAAGAAUUGAAAUCCAUGCAGCAGGGACUGGAGAGCGUCAAGAACGUCACAAAGCAACUCGAAGAGGCCUACAACAGCUUGAAGAAGAUGGUCAACGAGAGUCUGCAAGGUCUCCAAGGCCAGCUGUCACUCCUCAUCAAUACGUGCCCGCUCCAAGGGGACGAUCCUUUCGCCUAUCCGCCGCUUCCUAGCGCAUGA
Messenger RNA from Cordyceps fumosorosea ARSEF 2679, 435 nucleotides. RefSeq lists its product as hypothetical. The record is from RefSeq and is a predicted model, not a curated record. Bases 1 to 435 code for a protein of 144 amino acids. Lineage: Eukaryota; Fungi; Ascomycota; Sordariomycetes; Hypocreales; Cordycipitaceae. The transcript is spliced from 4 exons.